Olea europaea var. sylvestris is the source of this 1256-nucleotide messenger RNA. RefSeq names its product probable 6-phosphogluconolactonase 4, chloroplastic. The coding region runs from base 15 to 1256 and encodes 413 amino acids. NCBI's taxonomy places the organism in Eukaryota, Viridiplantae, Streptophyta, Magnoliopsida, Lamiales, Oleaceae. Gene Ontology annotation, biological process: pentose-phosphate shunt; carbohydrate metabolic process. The record is from RefSeq and is a predicted model, not a curated record. The transcript has 5 exons. Gene Ontology annotation, molecular function: 6-phosphogluconolactonase activity.
UUAAAUAAAAUAUAAUGGUAAAUACGUGUCCACAUUUAAUUGCGGAAUUUUUUCAUAAAGCACCGACAAAUACACUUGGAGGCAGCAGAAUCCAUUAUCCAAACGGAAUACCGGACAACGACGUUCAACCAAACAAGCCCUACGUUUGUUCCAUUCAAACAAAACAAUUUCCACGUGUCACAUCUCAAAACCUCCACCCAUCAUCGUCCGCCACGAAACAGAAACCCUCGAAAGAUAUCGCCGCCCCAUUUCCGCCGGUGGUCCCUAAUUUCACUUUCCCCAUUUGCAUAUACAUACGCCUCUUCGACACACUUCGUAUGGCUUCUUCGUCUCGCGUAUUCUCCUCUUACUUACGCACGCUUUGCAGUCUACCUUUUCGACGAUCGUCGCCGGGAAUUCCGUUGAGUUCAAGCUUUUUCAUUGGUAAAUCGGGUUUUGGAUCGCUGAGAUUGACUUCGAAUUUGAGGAAAUUUGAGUGCAGAACAAGAGCGUCCAUGGCUGAGAUUAUAACUCCGAAAAGCAAAGGGAAAGUACAAGUGUUUGAUGCAGAGGAUGAACUGGCGGUUUCACUUGCGAAAUACACAGCCGAUCUAGCGAAUAAAUUCUCCAAAGAGAAAGAUUCUUUUACUGUGGUAUUGUCCGGUGGUUCUCUCAUUAAAUCCCUCAGGAAAUUGGUGGAGCCACCGUUUAUUGAUUCAGUGGAUUGGUCGAAAUGGCAUGUAUUCUGGGUGGAUGAGAGAGUUGUUCCUAAGGAUCAUCCUAAUAGCAAUUAUUUUCUUGCUUACAAUGAUUUUCUAUCCAAGAUACCGAUCCCUUCGGGUAAUGUGUAUGCCAUAAAUGAUGCAUUGGCAGCAGAGGCCGCAGCGGACGAUUAUGAAACCUGCCUCAAACAUUUGGUGAAGAGCAAGAUCAUUGAUCAAUCUGAGAUCACCGGAUUUCCUAAAUUCGAUCUUAUAUUAUUGGGCAUGGGUCCAGACGGGCACGUAGCUUCUCUUUUCCCAAGCCAUCCUCUUGUCCAUGAAAACACGAAAUGGGUUACCUGUAUAAAGGAUUCGCCGAAACCCCCUCUUGAGAGAAUAUCCUUCACAUUACCAGUGAUCAAUGCAUCUGCAUAUAUCGCACUUGUAGUAGCCGGAGCCAGUAAAGCCAAUUCCGUUCAUGCUGCACUGGGUCCUGGACCGAGUUCUGAUAUUUGGGAUCUUAACAAUGAAAAGAAACUGGGUGACAUGAAUCCAGUAACAAUGACAGAGAAAUAA